Molecule: messenger RNA, 1028 nt
Organism: Solanum lycopersicum (tomato)
Lineage: Eukaryota; Viridiplantae; Streptophyta; Magnoliopsida; Solanales; Solanaceae
Product: probable NADH dehydrogenase [ubiquinone] 1 alpha subcomplex subunit 5, mitochondrial
Biological process (GO): respiratory electron transport chain
Source: RefSeq, a predicted model, not a curated record
GUCCAAUAUCUUAAUUAGAUCUUUUAACCGGUUAAAUCAUUUUCUUUCGCCAUUCUUGCGAGCUUCGAGCAAACAUCUGUGGAAGUCGAAUCGAAUAGGAAGUGGCAGAGAAGAAAAAUGUUCCUACGGAGGAUAGCAAGGCCAUUGAUGAUGAUGGCGAAAGUGAAGGAAACAACAGGUAUAGUAGGUUUGGAGGUAGUCCCAAAUGCAAGGGAAGUUCUGAUAAAUCUAUACAGGAAAACCCUAGAAGAGAUCAAGGAGGUACCUGAGGACGAAGGAUACCGCAAGGCAGUGGAAAGCUUCACCCGCCACCGCCUCAAUGUCUGUGUGGAGGAACAUGAAUCUGAAAUGAUUGAGAAACGGCUUGGUUGUGGUCAGGUUGAAGAGCUCAUUGAAGAAGCCCAAGAUGAACUCAAGCUCAUUGGUCACAUGAACGAGUGGAAACCUUGGGGUAUUCCUGAUGAUUAUGAAUGUGAAGUCAUUGAAAAUGAUGCUCCAGUACCAAAACAUGUUCCUCUGCACCGUCCUGGUCCUCUCCCUGAGGAAUUCUAUAAUACAAUGGAGGCGGUUACUUCUGGCAAAUUGGAUGCUGGUUCAAAGAAGGAUGAACCUGCAAUUUCAUCGGGUGACACACAGUCAAAGUAGGGUCUGGCUUCCAGAAGCUCAUUUUGGUUAUUGAUCAGUACAUGCAAAGUUUUAAAACUGAUCAUGUGCUACUCUAUCAUCCUUGUUUUCUUUGUGCAUCUUCUAUACCUGUUUACUGGAGCUGGUGGACACAAAUGCUUGAAUCAUUAUUGGUUAAUAAAACAAAGGUUCCUUUUUUUUGGGUGGAAGCUAGCAGACGGUUGCUUAUUUCUUUGUUUGUAAAAGCAUCAACAUGGUGUAUUUCGUAUGAAGGAAGUUAUUUUUCAUGAAUAAUAGUAUAUCUUCUAAACAAAAUGUUUUCUUGGUUGAUGAGAGAAAAUACUUUAUGAAAAAAUGUAUUUUAUUGAUAAUGAUGAUAUAAAAUUCUAGAACUUCUAGGAGAA